UGUUUGUCAAGCACCUGUAGCACGUUGAUAUCCUGAGGCUGUGGAAAGAGCGUCAUCUUGUGGGAACAGGAUGGAACUUGUGGGAUUGGAGUCAUUGGACCUGAGGGGCUUUCGCACAAACUGACGCCAAAAGGCUAUGGAUGUUACUGGACGAUAACAGCAGGUUGUGAGAAGACAUGCAGCACACGUCGUGUACUGAGGACCGGAUCCAGCAUGCUCUGGACCGAUGUCUGGAUGGGCUCAGACCCAGCCCCACGACACCACAACCCUGGAACGUCCUGAUGUGCUCGGUGGGCCAGUCUAUGAACCGCUGGAGUCUGGAGGAACUGGUGAAGAGAGACCCAGAGAACUUCCUCAUCCUCCUGCAGCAGAUCCUCAGGAAGACCCGAGAGGUUCAGGAGCAGUGUCAGUAUGAGCUGGUGGCUCCCCUCGCUAUCAUGUUCUCCUCCACUCUGCUACAGACCCCCUUCUGUCCCCCUGACAUGGAGCUGCUGGAGGAGGCCUGUGAGGUGUUUGGCUGUUUCCUGACGUGGCCAGAGCCUUACUGCAGUGUGUGUAAAGGACUGCUCUCCACUUUACACCAGGAAAUCAAGGCCCCAGGGAUUUCCUAUCACAGACUGGUGAGAGAAGAGCAAGGCCUGGCCACCUCAAAACAUCACUCAAAAACAAUGACGGUUCUGUUGAUGAACCCUGGUGAGGUGCCUCCUGAGUUCUUGUCUGUAGCAGAGCAGCUGAGUAGUAUCCAACGGUCCCAGAGAGAGACAUACAUCACACUGGUCAAACAUGCCUACCAGGCUACUCUGGGCACCAAGUACCUCCUGGCCAACAUCCACAAAGCCCUGCAGGUCAAGAGUCUAGAGGAGCUGGCGGAGAUCUUCUCCAUGGUAACCGACGUCCUGGAGACGGCCGCUGCCAUGGGCGACCCGGUGAAAGGCCGUGAUCAUGUGACCCAGGGCCUGGAGGGGCUGAGGGAGAGGAUUGGCGUCCCAGCAUCCAAUGGCAGGAAGUCUGACGGAAUGCUGCAAACUCUACCACUGCCCACAGCCAAGUGCUACAUGUUUCACUGGGACAAGGACAACUUUGACAUCCUCAACACCAUCCUGGAGAACGAGCAUGACCUAACCGGCUUCCAGACCUCCAGUGGUCAGGGUGACGGCGAAGAUGAGGAGGAGGAGGAGGAAGGGGCAGAGUUCGACCUGGAGGAGGAAGAGGGAGAGACGGAAGAGGGAGAGGAGGAGCUUGUCUCCGCCAUGUCUAUGUACAACUGCUACAGAGUGGACCACCGAGCCUCUACCUUCUCCACCGUCUCCUCCCUCUCCACUGCCUCUAAAGACUCCAUGUACUCCACCUUGUCCUUGGCCUCCGGAUCCCACGCCCCCUCCGUCCUCUCAGUCACUUCCGGCAUCGACAGCGACUUCUACGAAGACCCCGAGGACGCCACCGCCACCUCCACCUCCAGCCCCUCCCCUUCGGAACGGAGCCCAUCGUCCGGCAAGUCAGCCAAAGCUUCGGCCCGUCUGAGCCAGCACCUCUCCCGUCUCUUCAAGACAAAGACUCAGUCCCUGACCAGAGCCAAGAGCCUCGGCAGCCCAGAUGCUAAGGACUUGGUCGUGGUUCGUUCCAAGCGCUCCAACUCCCUCCCGCAGCAGGUGCAUCUACGCAGCCCAGACUCCCUGUUCCAGACCCCCUGUACCCCCCAGGCCCUCAAGCACGUGUGCUUCCGCCGGAGGCCCAUCCUGAGCAGUGACGAGGAGGGCAACAGUAAUGCCACCACCCUGAGGGUGGUAGUGUUUGGGGCCGACCACGUUGCGGGCAAGGUGGCGAGGGCCUAUAGUAACCUACGACAGAGAGAGAACGUUUGCCCGCGCCUCAGCAGAGCCUUCCGGCUGCAAUUCUACUUUGUGCCCGUGAAGAGGGACGGUGUUGUGAGGUGCCCCAGUCCCAGGUGCCCUAGCCCUGGAGGCCAGUCGGCAAGCCCACGGAGAGGAAGUACAUCCUGUACAGAGCUCAACAAUCUGGGCACAGAAGACAGCACUAACGACAUAGCCCGUUUCAUUGGUAUGCUGGACCCCUGGUACGAACGCAACACCUUGAGCCUGCUCAGUCUACCAGCCAACGUGGUGUGUCAGCAAACCUCUAAGAUAGAGUCUGAGCUGUAUGAUAGUUCCUAUGAGGAUCGUCUGCCCAUCCUGGCUGACCUGGUGUUAUACUACUGUCGCCAUGCCACCCGGCCUGCACUGAUGCAGCUCUACCAAGCUGAGAUGACGUUAGCUGGAGGCGAGAGGAGGACAGAGGUGUUCAUCCACUCCCUAGAGCUGGGCCACACCGCGGGAACACGAGCCAUCAAGGCCAUGGGUGCCGCAAGCAAGAGGUUUGGGAUUGAUGGCGACCGGGAGGCAGUCCCUCUGAUGUUAGAGGUGGUUUAUAACAGGGUGGUUAUCAGUGGGAGAAGUCAAUGGACGACAAAAGACAAAGUUUGCACCUCCAUCAACCUGACCAAAGCCUGCAAGAAUCCAGAGGAACUAGAUGCGAAGAUGGAGUGCUUGCAGUUGACAAUGACAGAAGUACUGAAAAGGCAAAACUCAAACAAAUCUAAGAAGGGCUACAAUCAGCAACUGAGCAUUACUGAGGUGAAGGUGGACAAGGUGCAGGUUAGUGGGGCUGGUAACACUACCUUCGCUGUGUGUCUGGACCAGGAUGAGAAGAAGAUCUUCCAGGGUGUCACCAGGUGUGAGGUAUCUGUAUGCUACAAGCCUGACAGCUCUACAGACUGGAGGUUAGGCCAGGGCCUGUCCGCCCAGAUCCAGCCUCUCCACCCCACCUUCUGCUCCCUCCUCUGCCUGCCCAUAGCCACCUUCAGUGGAGCACAGCCCUGAGAGCAGUGGGCCUCUCCCCUGAAGGGGGAGACCAGCCUUAAAAAUAUAUAUACUUUAAUGUAUUUCUGAUACUUUUUUUUAGACAGCUGGUA
This is a messenger RNA of Coregonus clupeaformis (lake whitefish), 2968 nucleotides long. RefSeq names its product phosphoinositide 3-kinase regulatory subunit 5-like. Gene Ontology annotation, cellular component: phosphatidylinositol 3-kinase complex, class IB. The transcript is spliced from 19 exons. Gene Ontology annotation, molecular function: 1-phosphatidylinositol-3-kinase regulator activity. Gene Ontology annotation, biological process: positive regulation of MAP kinase activity; G protein-coupled receptor signaling pathway. NCBI's taxonomy places the organism in Eukaryota, Metazoa, Chordata, Actinopteri, Salmoniformes, Salmonidae. The coding region runs from base 177 to 2876 and encodes 899 amino acids. The record is from RefSeq and is a predicted model, not a curated record.